Trematosphaeria pertusa is the source of this 1891-nucleotide messenger RNA. RefSeq lists its product as uncharacterized. NCBI's taxonomy places the organism in Eukaryota, Fungi, Ascomycota, Dothideomycetes, Pleosporales, Trematosphaeriaceae. Gene Ontology annotation, molecular function: protein binding. The transcript has a single exon. Bases 105 to 1688 code for a protein of 527 amino acids. The record is from RefSeq and is a predicted model, not a curated record.
CCACAUCGUCCUCCAGCGCAGCCAGCGCAGCCAGCGGAUCCAACACCUUACUUACCCGCACGACCGCCCAAUAUCUCUUACUUUAGGCCGCCUCUCAUCCCACGAUGGAUGAGGAUAUUGUGCUCUCUUCGCACGCGACCUGGAUCCCGAGCUCUCCACCGCUUGACCCACGCUACCGCGGCGUAUCGCCCACGUCCAGCGAACCCGCAGUAUUCUCCAGCGACGACCCACCAGACGCAGCAGAUGUCAGCAACUAUGAGUCACCCAGAUACAAGCGGAAACGCGCCGGCGGAUGGUGGGAAACGGAACCCGGACCGUCUCAACCAGUACCUGAAAGGAAGAAGGCGAAGAUGUCAAGAAACCUCGACUCUGGCGUAUGGCUGCAGAGCGACGGCACCGACAGCUCUCAAGAGGCCAGCGGAGACCAGCCGCCGAGCUCUGACAUCAAUGUCCCCGACCGAUCGCCCUUCGCUCAGGACACUUUGGAGGGGCGCGUCGUACCCGGGACGCAAGAUAUAAGCCCUGCUGAAGCCGAGAUGCGCAGGAUAUUACAAAAGAACCUGGAAUUCGGCAGCACUGUCUACGAACUGAAUGACCUUGGGUUGAACGACGACGAGCUGCAUCACAUAGGCCAGCUGAACCAAGUCAUCCUUGCCCCACCGGAUCCAGGCAUAGACGUGCCAGCCGAAGGACAGUACCGUCCCAUGAUCCCCGAGAUCUUUGUGAGCCUCCACAUGAACAACCUUUCGCUCCUCACGCCUUCUCUAUUUACGCUUCAACACCUUACCACCCUCGUGCUCCGUGGCAAUCACAUCCAGGAGCUGCCGCCGCAGAUUUGUCAUUUACGCGCCCUACGGGCUUUGGACCUCUGCCAAAACAACCUCAGGUGGCUGCCCUUUGAGAUCCUACACCUGUUUCCGCCGCAGGGUCGUCUCCAGCGCUUACAACUAGUCGGCAACCCCCUCGUGGAAGAGGGUACUCUCCGGUCCGCGCUCCUUGGUUCUCUAACCGAUUGUUUGAAUGAAAUUAGUAGGGGCGAGCGAGGUUCCUUCUCAAGCCAGAUUCAGCAACUCUAUAACGCUUUACCGAGGGCGCCGAACCUUAGGACAUACCUCUGUCGUAUACGGUUCGAAGAGACCUGGAACUCAUCACCAAUGUUCGCGACGACCCCCGAUCACCGCAACGUCUUCCCAAUGCGUUAUGGAAGAACCCCGAUUACAUACUACGACCAAGCAGGUCGGAUCCUCAAAGGCUCCUUCGCGCUCAAGGCCAGCAAUACGGGAAAUUCGGACUUGAUCAUGGACACCGCGCGCGGCUCAUACAGGGUCCCUCCAACCUGGUUUGAACCGUCUAGGCGAUCCGGCGCUCCGUCGUUACUCAAGGUCAGCAUCCAUACUGCCCUGGCCAACGAGGAAGGAGGCAUACCCGUGAUUCGAGAGAAACUAGGCGAAGACCCACCUCUUGAUGCCGAUGUGAUGCUCUCGCGCGCUGCAGACAAUAUGGCAUCGGUGUACCGGCACUUUCGCUCCUGCCAUACCUGCGGGAAGGACUAUGUGGUAGCAGCGGCCGAGUGGAUCGAGUUCUGGAGCCGCGGCUUCUAUGAGGUGUUCCCUAUCAUGCUCCGAGUGUGCUCCUGGAAUUGCGUGCCGGACGAACUUGCUAGGAGGCCGCAGGAGUUGCGAUGGUGAUCACCCCGCUACUGAUGGGGCAACCCGGCCCCAGGUACAAUUCCCACGAAGCCGGCAACCAAUAGGUCUCUGACGGCAUUCCAGGAAGUCGUAUCCCAAUUCGCAGUUUCUUUCGCGUCGAUACCACCCAGUCUGAGCUCGAGACCUGGGUCACUCAAUUUGCGGUCGUCCUAUCGCCUUCUAGACCCUUUGUACGCCCGAUC